Messenger RNA from Juglans microcarpa x Juglans regia, 945 nucleotides. RefSeq names its product protein FAR1-RELATED SEQUENCE 5-like. NCBI's taxonomy places the organism in Eukaryota, Viridiplantae, Streptophyta, Magnoliopsida, Fagales, Juglandaceae. The transcript has 2 exons. The coding region runs from base 1 to 945 and encodes 314 amino acids. The record is from RefSeq and is a predicted model, not a curated record.
AUGACACAGAUGAGUAAAAGAGAGAAGGAUGAGACUAUCAAAUAUGUCACUUUGGGAUGUGCUCGUGGUGGCAAGGCACAGAAUCAGACGUCAAAUGUCUCUAAGCCUCGGCCAACAAGCAAGACAGACUGCAAGGCAAUGAUGAAUGUGUUGUUAAAGAAUGAGAAGUUAUGCAAUAGAGAAGUUAGUGAGUCCGUUAAGAGGGCUUUGGAUACAAAUGAUGAGGCUGGCAUAUGGAUGAAUAAGAGUUUCCAAGCUCUUAUAACUGAUGCGGGUGGGUUUGAGAACGUACCAUUUGGGGAAAAAGAUUGUCGUAACUACAUUGAUAAGGCACGUCACCUACGGUUGGGGAAAGGUGGUGCACAAGUGGUACUUGACUAUUUUCGAAGGAUGCAAUACAAGAAUGAUAGUUUUUACGGCAUAAUGGAUUUGGAUGAUGAUGAUAGAAUGAGGAAUAUGUUUUGGGCGGACGCCCGUAGUAGAGGGGCGUACAACUACUUUGGAGAUGUGGUAACAUUUGAUACCACGUAUCUAACAAAUAGAUAUGGAAUGUCAUUUGCACCUUUCGUGGGUGUAAAUCACCAUGGGCAGUCAAUCCUCUUGGGUGCAGGGCUUAUUUCAAGCGAGGAUACAGAAUCGUUUAUAUGGUUAUUUAAAACUUGGCUUGAUUGCAUAGAUGGAAAGGCGCCGACUACUAUUAUUACAGAUCAAGAUCGUGCAAUGAAAAAUGUUAUCGCCAUUGUGUUCCUUAAUACGCGCCAUAGAUAUUGCUUGUGGCACGUACUGCAUAAGGUCCCUGAGAAGCUUGGUGCUGAUUGUCAAUACAAAUGUGGCCUGGAAAGUAAGUUGUUAUCUUGUGUUUAUGACUCCCUUACUAUCGAGAAGUUUGAGUUGGGUUGGAACGUCCUUAUUACAAUGUACAACUUGCAAGAAAAUGGUUGGUGA